AUGAAAUUGAACGUCACAAAUGUCCUCUUCUAUGCGUCCUUGGGUGCUGUUACGGCUCAAAUCCCUGCUCGCAAUCCAGUGAGCGUGGGUCCGCCACUUGAGUUGAUGCGCCUCUAUUUUGACGAAUGGCCGACAGGGGUAGCUGUCUCUGCCUCUGGACGCAUGUUUUCCUGCUAUCCUUUGGGGCUUGACUACAAUACGAGAUACCAGGUCGCCGAGCUUGGAUCGAACAACACCGAAAUCCCUUUUCCCAGUGCACAGGUAAAUUCUCCCUCAGGAGGAGCAGUCAACUAUUCAACCAAUCCGCCCACCACAACAGGUCUUUCGGACUAUCUGAUGUCUGUCCAAAGUGUGGUUGUCGACCCCAAAGAUCGUUUGUGGAUAUUGGACACUGGCCGAGCCCUCCUCAGCAACGGCACACUAACCACCUCUAACCUUGGUGGUCCUAAACUGGUGGGCGUUGGCUUGACAAAAACUACCGUUUUCCAGAGCAUUCUUUUCCCGCCGACGGUGGCUUAUCCCGACUCCUACCUUUACGACGUUCGAUUUGACUUGCGUUCUUCUCUUACGACCUCGGGCCAAGGUAUCGCCUACAUUACGGAUUCUUCUAGCAAAGUGCGGAAUGGAAUCAUCGUGGUGGAUCUAGGGACUGGCGAAUCAUGGCGUUAUCUGGAAAACAUUCCGCAGGUCCGUCCUGAGCCAGGCUUCUACGCCAGUGUUUGGGGCGACUCUGUAUAUAUGAAUGCAGGUAGCGGGAUGCCUAUUUCCGGGGUUGUAUUUGGUGCAGACGGAAUCACUCUUUCCAACUACGAGGAUGUCUUGUAUUUUUGA
Molecule: messenger RNA, 831 nt
Organism: Fonsecaea monophora
Lineage: Eukaryota; Fungi; Ascomycota; Eurotiomycetes; Chaetothyriales; Herpotrichiellaceae
Exons: 2
Coding region: 1-831 (276 amino acids)
Source: RefSeq, a predicted model, not a curated record